This is a messenger RNA of Tyto alba (common barn owl), 3790 nucleotides long. It is a transcript of the gene SLC12A3, whose product is annotated as solute carrier family 12 member 3. Gene Ontology annotation, biological process: sodium ion transmembrane transport; chloride transmembrane transport; potassium ion import across plasma membrane. Bases 551 to 3769 code for a protein of 1072 amino acids. The record is from RefSeq and is a predicted model, not a curated record. Gene Ontology annotation, molecular function: sodium:potassium:chloride symporter activity. Gene Ontology annotation, cellular component: membrane. NCBI's taxonomy places the organism in Eukaryota, Metazoa, Chordata, Aves, Strigiformes, Tytonidae. The transcript is spliced from 25 exons.
CCGCGAUGUCACGCUCCCCAUCUCCCCUGGUUUCACCACGAGCUGAAGGGGCUGUUUCCCUCCCUCCCAGCUCAGUGCCGCAGGCAGCAACUCGGAGGCCGGCCAAGAUGAUUUACGGGAUCUGCCGGCUCUGGGGCGGUAUCCCAGGGAAGGGUGAGGGUGCGUGGGAGCCUUGCUCCCAUUUUCCAUAAUAAAUCCCGUUGGGUACUGAAUGUUCCUGGGUCGGGGCCGGAGGCAACCUCAGCGCCGCGUUUCUGUGCCGAUCUGGCCUCGGGACUUAAUCUCAAAUCCGUUAUCGCUGCCCCCAUCGAGCGCUGGGAGGCAGCGAUACCGUUUACGGCGGGUUCGAUAUCCCUUCCAGCUACUUUUUUUUUUUUUUUUUUUUUUUUUCCCCCCUGACCAGCUCGGGGUGGUUCGAACCGAUUCCUUUCCCCCCGUUAGCAUCGGCGGUGGGUGGGUGCCGGUCGCCCCGCUCCGGUUUUGCCGGGUAUAAAGGCGGUGAGCCCCUCUCCGCCCCGGCCCUUGCCCGGCAGGCACCUGGGCAGGGGCGAUGGCCGAGCUGCCCGUCCCGGAGCUGCCCGCCGCCGCCCCGGCCCGCUGCAGCGGCCGCUUCACCAUCAGCACCCUCCUGGGCAUGGAGGAGGGCGGCUGGGGUCCCUACGCACCCGCCGAGGGGGCCGGCUGCGACAGCCCCCACCCCACCCACCUCUCCGGCAGCACCCUCUGCACCAGGACCUUCGGCUACAACACGCUGGACGUCGUGCCCGCUUACGAGCACUACGCCAACAGCAAAGGGGUGGGCGAGGCCGGGACGGGCAGGCCCUCGCUGGCAGACCUGCACUCCAUCCUCAAGGUGAGGUGGGGCUCGGCGGUGCCCCCGGUCCCCGGGGCUUCGUCUCCCGCUUCUCGGCGGGGCAAUGGCCUGCCGGAGGCCGGCCCCGAGGAGGCGGCGGGGGAGCCGGGCAGAGCCCCCGCGCCGGAGCCCGUCCGCUUCGGCUGGGUGAAGGGUGUGAUGAUCCGCUGCAUGCUGAACAUCUGGGGAGUCAUCCUCUACCUGCGCUUGCCCUGGAUCACGGCCCAGGCGGGAAUCGCCCUGACGUGGCUCAUCAUCCUGAUGUCCGUGACGGUGACCACCAUCACCGGCUUGUCCAUCUCCGCCAUAUCCACCAACGGCAAAGUGAAGUCAGGGGGCACCUACUUCCUCAUCUCGCGGAGCCUGGGGCCGGAGCUGGGCGGCUCCAUCGGGCUGAUCUUCGCCUUCGCCAACGCGGUGGCCGUGGCCAUGCACACGGUGGGCUUCGCCGAAACUGUCCGGGACCUGCUGCAGGAGCACAACUCCCUCAUCGUGGACCCCACCAACGACAUCCGCAUCAUCGGGGUCAUCACCGUGACGGUGCUGCUGGGCAUCUCCCUGGCCGGCAUGGAGUGGGAGGCCAAGGCACAGAUACUGUUUUUCCUGGUCAUCUUGGUUUCCUUCAUAAAUUACCUGGUGGGGACGGUGAUCCCAGCCACCGCCGAGAAGCAAGCGAAGGGUUUCUUCAGCUACCGAGCCGACAUCUUUGCCCAGAACUUCGUGCCCAGCUGGCGUGGACCCGAGGGCUCCUUCUUCGGCUUAUUUUCCAUUUUCUUUCCGUCGGCGACCGGCAUCCUGGCCGGGGCCAACAUUUCGGGUGACCUGAAGGAUCCCGCUGUGGCCAUCCCCAAGGGCACCUUGAUGGCCAUUUUCUGGACCACCGUGUCUUACCUGGUGCUAUCUGCUACGAUCGGCGCCUGCGUGGUCCGGGACGCCUCGGGCAGCCUGAACGACAGCGUGCCGGUGGGCUCGCCGGGCUGCGAGGGACUGGCCUGCGGCUACGGCUGGAACUUCACCGCCUGCGCCCAGCGGCAGAGCUGCCGCUACGGGCUCAGCAACUACUACCAGAGCAUGAGCAUGGUGUCCGGAUUCGGCCCCCUCAUCACGGCGGGGAUCUUUGGUGCCACCCUCUCCUCGGCACUGGCCUGCCUCGUCUCAGCCCCCAAAGUCUUCCAGUGUCUCUGCAGGGACCAGCUCUACCCUCUCAUAGGCUUCUUCGGGAAGGGCUACGGGAGGAACAGCGAGCCCAUCCGUGGCUACAUGCUCACCUAUGUCAUCGCCGUCGGCUUCAUCCUCAUCGGUAGGUGCUCGCCACGCCGGUGCCCGCUGCCGGCCGGGUGGGGUGAUCCCUCCUGCUCACAGCUCGCUCUCCUCCUCCUCCUCCUCCUCCCCACAGCCGAGCUCAAUGCCAUCGCCCCCAUCAUCUCCAACUUCUUCCUCUGCUCCUACGCCCUCAUCAACUUCAGCUGCUUCCACGCCUCCGUCACCAACUCCCCAGGCUGGCGACCCUCCUUUCGGUAUUACAGCAAGUGGGCUGCCCUCUUCGGGGCCACCGUCUCAGUGGUCAUCAUGUUCCUGCUGACCUGGUGGGCAGCCCUCAUCGCCUUCGGCAUCGUCAUCUUCCUCCUGGGAUACGUCCUCUAUAAAAAGCCGGACGUCAACUGGGGCUCCUCCAUGCAAGCCAGCUCGUACAACAUGGCCCUCAGCUACUCGGUGGGGCUGAGCGAAGUGGAGGAGCACAUCAAGAACUACAGACCGCAGUGCCUGGUGCUGACCGGCCCCCCCAAUUUCCGCCCGGCCCUGGUGGACUUCGUGGGGACGUUCACCAAGAACCUCAGCCUGAUGCUCUGCGGCAACGUGCUGAUCGGACCGCGGAAGCAGAAGAUGCCGGAGUCCCGGCUGACGGCAGACGGCCACACCAAGUGGCUCGUGAAGAGGAAGAUCAAGGCUUUCUACACGGAUGUGGUGGCCGAGGACCUGAGAAGCGGCGUCCAAAUGCUCAUCCAGGCUGCCGGCCUCGGGAAGAUGAGACCCAACAUCCUGGUGCUGGGCUACAAGAGGAACUGGCAGACGGUGCCCCCGCAGAGCCUGGAGGACUACGUGGGCAUCCUGCACGACGCCUUCGAUUUCAAGUACGGCGUGUGCUUAAUGAGAAUGAAGGACGGGCUGAAUGUUUCCAGAGUGAUGCAGGCUCACGUUAACCCGACGUUCGAGGCAGCGGAGCUCCCCGAGGAGAACGGCACCGGUGGCAGAGCAGUCCCAGGCACAGCAGACCCUGCCGCCUUGGCCGGCGAGCAGCAGGCGAGCACCAUCUUCCAGAGCGAGCAGGGCAAGAAGACCAUCGACAUUUACUGGCUCUUCGAUGACGGAGGUCUCACGCUGCUCAUCCCCUACCUCCUGGGGCGCAAGAAGCGGUGGGGAAAGUGCAAAACCCGGGUGUUCGUCGGCGGGCAGAUCAACAGGAUGGACGAGGAGAGGAAGGCGAUUGUCUCCCUGCUGAGAAAGUUUCGCCUCGGCUUCCACGAGGUCCACAUCCUCCCCGACAUCAACCAGAAACCCCGGCCAGAGCACAUCAAGAGGUUCGACGACCUGAUCGCUCCCUUCAGGCUGAACGACGGCUUCAAAGACGAGGCCACGGUGAACGAGAUGAGGCAGGGCUGUCCCUGGAAGAUUUCUGACGAGGAGGUCGAUAAAAACAGAGCUAAGUCGCUCCGGCAAGUGAGGCUGAACGAGAUUUUGUUGGAUUACUCGCGGGACGCGGCGCUCGUAGCCAUCACGCUGCCCAUCGCCAGGAAGGGUCGCUGCCCCAGCUCCCUCUACAUGGCCUGGCUGGAGACCCUCUCGCAGGACCUGAGACCCCCCGUCGUCCUCACCCGAGGAAACCAAGAGAACGUGCUGACCUUUUACUGCCAAUAAAACCCCCCGGAUCCCUGCCGA